GUAAAAAGAAAGUUCCACACAUUUCUCCUUGAAUUUCCUCAAUAAAUAGACCAAAAUUGGCAGUUCUAUUAGUUCAUUUGGAGUAUCGUAUUGAAAAACGGACACAUUAAAAGGCACUUUCAGUUCGUAGCACAAUCAUUCUUCAAGUUGGUCUCCUCUUCACUGAUAGACCAUGUUGGAUGUUACCGUCAAGACAUUGGAUGGACAGAAUCGGAGCUUUUCUGUUCCUGAAUCUACGACUGUUAAACAAUUCAAAGAGAAAAUAGCCGGCUCAAUAAAUAUUCCAGAAGAUCGCCAGAGGCUGAUUUAUCAAGGACGGGUUCUCCAGGAUGAUAAAAAACUAAACGAUUAUGACGUUCACGGCAAAGUUAUUCAUGUUGUCCAAAGGGCGCCACCGUCUGCUAGAGGUGCAUCCACUGCCAAUGACACGCCACCUACAAUGCCAUCUGGAGGGUUCCCGCCCCGCGAUUUCGCCAUUGGAGCAUUCGCUGUACCAGACCCAAUGGAUCCAUCUCAAGUUCAGAGUAUUGUUCAGCAAGUGUUGUCAGGGAUGGGUGAUGUUGGACAGCAUGCUCGUGUGACCUCUAGAACAUCACCCGAUGGUUCUGCCGUGGAUGUCCACAUCAACUUGAAUCAGUCUGGACCAGCCAUGGUGCAGAGUGAAUCUCAGCUGAGGAUAAAUCUGGUCCAUCGCAUGAUACGUCUGAUAAGAGAGUCCCUUGAUAGACUAGAGAACAUGCAAUCUGGUGAGAGCUCUCCACAAGGCUCUGGAACGUCUACUCCCUCUGGUUCACCGCCAACCGGUAGCCGUGUCGAUUCAGAGACCAGACCUGCAACCGAAGCAACAGGAGGAGCUACGAGUAGCGGAACGCAGACUAGUUCUACCUCUACAGAAACAAAUGCCAAUGGACAGAGAAUACAAGCGCACCCCCACACUACUGUGCUCUCCUCUGCCUUGACAGAACUACUAGAAUUGCAAGAAAGAUUCCAGCCAUGGUUGGCACAGUAUAAUGAAGUCUUACAAAAUGACCCAAACUUCGAAGGAAAUGACGAUGAACUACGUAACAAUCAACGUGUGAUCAACCAGGUGUCGGUUAUCCUUCACCACAUUAGUCAUGCCUACCAUAGCAUCAGUGAUCUUAUCAUUGACCUAUCUAGUUCUCAGCCACGCCAGUUGAGGGCGGUGCCUGCACCACCGCCGCCGCCAACGGCUGUCAUUCAUCAGACGAUACCAGUCCAGGCCCAGAUCAGUGUCAACACAUCUUUAGCUGGUAGUCCACGAUUAUUACGACGACAGCCGGCUACCACAACUGCAACAAACAGUCAGACUACUACCAGUUCUACUGCAUCACAGGGAACGUCCAACGAAAAUGCACCAAAUGCAACCGCAGAUGCCAGUGCAACUACUACCACAUCUGGGGCAACCCCGACCACCCGUCCCAUGACACACCAAGGAAGCACCAAUCCCUAUGUCUUCAUGGAAGUCGGGCCGAACUCCCUGAGCGUCAACCAAAUCAGUGCUCACGUGUUCAGCUCGGACCGUAACGGGAACUCGGGGACAAAUACUGCCACUACAGCUUCUGCAUCAUCAACCUCAACCAGAAGUUCAACCACAUCGUCGGCAAGUUUUGCUGGGGGGAGUUUUUCUUUGCCUCCCGGUGCUAUUCCGAUUCGUUUAGGGUCUAUACCGAUGACAGGCACAGGUGGAAGGAUUCCGACUGGAGCUGUACCAGUGACGGUUGCUGCACCUCCUGGUGCUCCGCCAGAGCUCAUGCAAGGAUUGGUUCAGAUGGCACUGCAAGCUGCUGCACAGAGGAUGUCUGGGGGUAUAACGGGUGUGACGUCAUCACCAAAUGGGACAGUGACUGCCUCCAUGGGUACCACAACCUCAGCGACCUCUACGACUAGCACAGCUGGUACCGCUUCUAGCGCCCAGGGCACCAACACCACCACGACCUCGAGUAAUGCUCAAAGUUCAACGGCUCCAAAUGCAGGGAGUCCAACAAUGUCAGGCUUUAGACUGCCAGCACUGAUGGCGUUAGACUCACGAGCGGUUGACCCCUAUCUGCCGUGUAGUUCAAGACAUUUUGCUAUGGUCAGGAGUACUAGAAGAGCCAAUGGUAGCGAACAAUCCGUGAAUGAUGUUGUGGGCAAUCUAGUCAGUGCACUGAUUGGUCAACCGAAUCCACAUCUACAAGGACAGACGGGGAGCGGAGCAACUGCCCAGUCUGGCAAUGGUGUCGCCACUAGUAGUGCAAACUCGUCUACAGGCACGACUACUAGCACCUCUUCAUCAGUUCCGUUGAACCCGUUUGCUGCCUUGUUUACCCCUGGUAGUCAAGGACGAACCACAGGUAGCAGUGCGAGUACAGGGACUGCGAACACACCAGGCAUGAACGACUUUGCAUCAAGACUUCAUCAGAUCUUACAAGAGGGCAGAGCCACAGGGCCAGCAUCUACACCUCCGACUGGUACAAGCGUGAGUUCAGGUGCCAUGAGUGAUAACAUGUUUGCACAGCUAGUGAGCGGCAUUGGGAGUCAACUCAGUACAGUGAUGAGUGGGGGCGGGUCGGGUGCAACGAUAACAGACUUUAUACGAUCGAUGGAACAGAAUUACAAUGUGACUCAAGGACAGGGUUUAUUAAACGAUUUAUUCCAACUCAUUGGUGAGCACAUGAACUUUGCCGAUCUUCUCCAAGUGUUCUUUGGGCGCCCUGAGCCACUGCAACAACUACGGGAACCUCUCCGCACGUUUAUACAGGAACGCAUCAUGAAUGACCAAGAACCAACGGAGGAGAAUGUGGACGCCGCGGUGGAGAGAGCCAUCGGAAUCGUUCAGGAGCACAUUGACCUUCUUUGUGCCGAGCCUGGACUUAGUGUAGAAGAUGACAUUGAUUUCAAGGCAACUCUGACUGAGUUCAUUCGACAACAAAUGAAGAAGUUGAUUAAAUUGAUACUUAGGUCAACGGAUAAUGAUCCCUUGUUUGGCCAGUGUCUGUUCAACCAAUGUAGGACAUGCAUCCAUGAAGCUAUUGUACUGUGUAGACUUUGUUUGAGGAAUGGUAUUGACGGAUGUGAUCAACUUCUACGUUCAAGAAUACAAUAUAUUUCAUCAGACAUCAGCAACCCCAUGAUACAAAACUGGAUGCAGACGAUGUCAUCGCAACAGCUUCACCAGAUACUGCCCUCCGUACGCAUCAGUGACGAUGAUAUCCAGCAUUACAUCAUCAGGACAAGUCAGCGCAUGGAAUCAAGUCCGGUACUAUCAGAAACCUCAGAGGCAGCUUCCCUCAUGUCAACAGAGAGCGCCGCUGAGGAAGUACGUGCCGUGGAGUCGAUUGCAGCGGCAGCCGUCGUUGAAGCACCAUCUUGUGGUGUCGAGAUGGAGGAGGCGACUUCUGCGGCUGUCGAGCCGAUGGAGGCUGAGGCAGCUGGAGAACCUGUCACAGUGGCCUCUAGCUCAGAACAAUCAACACGACAUAUGAAUGGUGAUACAAUAACGCCCUCUGUGAUCAAUCGGGAUAAUCUACCAGAUGUUGUGAUUGGCUCUCAGCCCUGGCAUCGAGAACUACCAGAGGAUUGGAUCCCUGUCAUCUCGCGGGAUGUUCAAACUCAAAGACGCCAGGCUCCCCCUGUUCCUCUCAGUGACGCUUACAUCAGUGGGAUGCCAGCCAAGAGGAGGAAGGUUGUUCAAAAUGCGGGCGCUGUCGCCUCUAAUGAGGGAAAUGCGGCUGCUGUCAUCCCGCAGUCAGUAAAGCAGGCUGUGGCCGCCGCAGGUGUUGAACCAAUUACAAACUUUGACGAAAUUGAACAGGAUGCGGCAGCGAAUUCGACAUUGCAUUCAGUUUACGAACAACAGGUGCUGAGCGAUAUACGAGAACGGUUACAGAACGAUCCCGAUUAUUCAUCGGAAAGAUUUCCACAAACGGAGGAAUAUUUUGUGAAAGACUCUAAGAAAUGAGUUUCAAGGAUUAUUGGACAGACUUUUGUGAAAAUCUGUGAAAGUUUUGGGAUUCUGUGAAUAAACUUUGGGAUUCUGUGAAUGAACUUUGGGAUUCUGUGAAUGAACUUUGGGAUUCUGCGGAUGAAAUUUGGGACUCUGUGAAUGAACUUUGGGAUUCUGCGGAUGAACUAAGAGAGAUGGCAGACCUUCAUUGAUUGAUGCUCUUCGUUUGCCGUAACGCUUGAAUAGGGUUUGUAUUCCUUCUGUUUUCGAUGUGAGAAAUGGGUUGAAAAUGAAUUGUACAAAUUCUUUUAUUUAUGAAUUUUGAUCUUUUCAUUGAGGAAAUUUAUCUAGGAUUUUGUAAUAGUUGACUGAGGGUGGUUUCAAGAAAUGAAAGGAUCGUUGAUAGAUCUCAACAACUUGAUAUUAAUCUGUUGUACUUAUUUUGAUCAACUUACCGGUCCGUAAAAGGGCAAGGCUUUUAUUUAUGAGCCAGUUGGCUGAUUGCAUUAUUGUUGAUCUUAAAUUUUGGGUGGUGCAGAAACUUGAAGGUUACUUUAACCAGUUGAGAAUCAAAAAGGGAGGUGUCAUUGGUUGAAUGCAUAUUUGUUGAUUUUGUUGCCUCUUGUAUUGAUAUAAGUAAUCGGGUGCAUUUUAGCUAAAGCUAAAGCUAAAACUAAAGAUUAUUUGAGUGUGUACUGAAAAUGUAGGUGGAUAUUUGGGGACCUUGUGUACUAAAGGCUUGAUUCCACUCCAGUGUCUACAGCUCCAUACGUGUGGUUGUUACAGCCGACACAGACAUUUAAUUUAAAUUUCUUUGCUGUUUCUUGACGAGUUAAUUAAAAUUGGCAAAACCUUUAUAGUAAACCUAUGGAGUGAAACCAAGCCUCAAUAAUGGCCUGUACUCACCAUCUGUACUAAUUUCUCACCAGCCUAAAAUACUCUAUGAUUGUUAGUUGUGAUCCAAUAUCAAUGUGAGGCUUGAGAUACUGUCAAGAUUCCCUUGCGGUGAAAAUGACUUGUGCUUGUUGUCUGGCUUUCAUAAGGCCUAACAUCAAAAGGCUUUUUUUAUUUUGCUUUGUAUUUGAGUUGCAAUCCUCUCUUCAUACUUCGUAUGGGCCUCUAAGGAAGCAUCUCAUCAAACAGGUUCCUAGUGCAUUGUGUAUAUAAUGGGAGUCUGGUGAUUUCAGAAAUGCGGGACAUUUUAAUUAUCUCUUUUAAAUGAGUAGUGUACCUAUAUGUUUAUGAUGAAGACGGAUGUGUAAAAUGCACCUUUGUGCUUGAAGGAUAGCUACGUACUGUUUGUCUGGAGGGGUUAUGUAGACUGGUAAAAACUAAUGAAGUCAUUAAAUCAGGACUGCAUGUACAUACAAUGUACAAUGUAUAGUGUUAACCUAGAGACAUUUGGAGUCUACAGAUGCAAAAUAUACUAAAGCCAUUUCCAGUGUUUUCAAGCAAUUGCAGCUUUUGCUCUGUCUGCUUUAUUACAUGAGUUUCCGUAGAAGGAUUUUGUGGGUUUGCAUUGUAACGCUUUGAUAUUCUGCCAGAUUCAGGGAUACUGUCUAGUUUCAUUUGACAAUAGUUAUCUCAACUACUUUCAGAAUGGCUUUAAAGCAGCUUUUGCUUCUGAAGUCUUCAAGCCAGUGGUAUUGCCCGUGUGGGUACAUGUAUUACUACUGUCAGAGGGAGUAGUUUCCUAUUGUCCUGUAAAAAUCUCUUUCUCUUGAAGUUUGCAAGAAAAAGGGUGAGAGUGUGUCCCCUUGGCAGAUGGGCCUAAUAGGAACAAGGAUCUGAUCAUUUAUUUGGUAUUGUAGCCACCUUUUUCAAGACAAUUUGAUUUGCCGGAAGACUUUGCUUUGUAAUGUCUUUGCCUGUAUCCUCUGUAUUGGGUGUGAUUGUACCUCAUGGCUUGUAUUGCAUCUCACUGUCUAAACUGUAUGAGUAAAGCCACGACUGUGUUUUAUGUAAAUCAUGCUCUACUAUGCCAUAUGAUAACUCAAAAGAGAGUGAGUGAGUAAUAAACAAAAACAUUUGUAAAACAACAUCAAAGUCUUUAUUAUCUUUGUCAUAACGCUGAAGAACAAUAUACUUUUUUGGCGGCAAACUGGAAAAAGCACUAUAAUCCCAGUCAGAAGAACAGCUUAUUGGACUCAUCUGCCAAAAGGACAUGCCCUCAAAUGAUCGUUCUCGGCUUGCACCUCCUGAAAUAUGAGUUUUGGGUCACCCUUUUUGUGUCUGUGCAUGCUGACGCAGGUAGUGUGCAUACAACAGACAUAUCACUCCAUGAAGUUAUUCCAUGUGGUGUGUUGGCCACGACUUUGCUAAUCCCAAUCAGUUUGAACACUCUGUGUUGAGGACGUACACGUGUACAACAAAAGCAUCUGUGGACACUUAUUCUUUGGACGUUUGGGCCACAACAAGGCUAUUCUUGUCCAAUUUGGCCCUUCUGUAUUGAGGAUUUACAACAAAAGCAUAACUCGGGACUUGUAUUCCAUGAGGUGUUUUGGCCACAACUUGGCUACUCCUUGGAAUCAAUUUGAUCCCUCUGUGUCGAGGACAACCUCAAAAUGAAUCCAAGACGGUGCACAGUAUACACACUUGCCUGUGACCUAGACUGAAAGCACCUUAAGUGACUCAGAAGGACAUUAGAAUUUCUCUAUUAAGGACAACCUCGGGACUAACAAGUGCUGCUUGAAAUAUCGAGAGGCGGAGUAUAUUGAAAAUCACUGGUUAUGUCAGGAUGAGAUGUAGGGCAAUGUCAAAACCUCAUACUAAAUCUUUCUUAGGGAGCCUUGCUGGAGGGUGCUCAAGGUCUUGGGUGAGGCACAUUUGCAUCUAACCAGGCAAGUGCCAUGACAUAUAGGGAACUUCAUCUAAUCCCUUUCUUUAAUGACACCGUCUAGCUUUGUGCGGACUGAUCUCAAGGACUUUAACAUGGAGCCUCUUGGAACUUUCAGAUGCUGUCCUUAAUAGAGAUGUGACAUGAUAACAAAGGUAAAAUUGAAAAGAAAUCACAAAUUUCAAAACAAAAUGUUUGUCCUGAAAUCUGGAGAGUGUCCUGCUGACAGCGGUAUUAAAAGAGGUUUUACUUGUUCAGGGUCAGAAUGCAGAAAAAUGUGAAAUAAUUGUUGGCAUUUUUACCUUACACCCUGUAUAUGUUGAGUUGCUUACAAUGAGAAGUCAGAUAAUUUUUGCAAAAAGUGGGAAAAAGGCAUGAAAGAGAAGGAAUUUUCUUCUGAAAAUUAUCAUGCAGCAUCGUUGGACAUAGAAGUACAUAACUAGCAUAUUUUACUUUCAUUGUGAUUGUGAGUUGACAUUGUUAAUGAGGUCACACUUAACUUUUUGUUAGGUCUGUGGUGAUAAUUUGGAUUUAUUCAUUCCAUAUUGAAAUUCCAUGGGAUAUUUGUGUCUUUCUGGGGUAUUUUAGUGAUACUCUUUCAUAUUGUGACACAUUCUGGGCCAAAAUUGUGCAGAAAGUACUUUUUUCACUCGUGAUAUUUCAUCAUUUUGAAAAAUUUCAAAUUCUCGUUUUUGGUUGGGUAAAUGAGAUUUCACCUCCUGCUUUUGAAAUUAGAUUUAGAUUAACUAUAUCUGCCUAUAACAUCAAAAAUAUUUAUCAAAAUUUGAAUUUGCUUGAUAUUAGACCCAAUUAUCGUUUCGCGAUAUUCGUGAUAUUCUGAUAAAACUAACUGCAGUAUCAAAAUUUCCUUUUGGCACCUGUAUGUCGGUACAAUUUUCUUCAAUGUCUCAAAUUUUCAAAGCGAUAUCAUGUAUCGUUUGCGAAUGCAGACCCCCUCUGAAAAUAUCAAAAAUACCUCGUCCCAGGUCUUAAGUGAUUCUUAACUGUAUGCAUUGGUUGUACAUCUAACAAUUUGGUUUACCUGGACCCAAGAUUAUUUUCAAAGCAAAAGUGAAGAUUUUUCAAAAAAGAGGGGGGAGGGGUCGGAAUCCAUGAAGGAGAGGUCCUAGGAGGCUGAAUUUUGGUAUGCAGCCUCUUUGGACAUCACUAAACACAAUGGCGUUGGUUUCGUUCCGCUACGACGCUUCCUUACAUAAUCACCUAAUAGUGUCUUCUCGUGUUAAAAGAGGGCAGCACUGGUGGCAUGAAAUCUCUUCUGUCAAGUAAAGCUGAUGGAUUCAGGCUAAUGGGGACAUGGGCACAUGCCACGAAGGAACACCCUCGCGUCGGACAACCGCUGUAGUCCUUCAUGGAGGUAUCCUUUUGUGAAGGUUGGAUAGGAAGGAGUUGGUCCUUUCGAGCUUGGCAUCCUUCCGAUGUGUCCUUUUCAUGGGUUAAGUUAAGCAGACAACUUGAUUUUGUCCACAGGUCACAAGCUCAUGAUCAUUAAAACUGAAUAUCCACACAGUUCCAUGUACAUCUACUUGACAGAGGUAGAGGGCCACACAGAAAAAUAAACCUCUUCAGAACAACCAAGUUGUCAUGACUUGGACAGCCAAUGUCCUUGGGAGGUUUCCUUGUUCUGUUAUCAACUCCUUUCUGACAAGGAACCAACAACAUGUUGACAAAAUCCAAAAGGAGAGAGAAGUUCAUUAAGAU
Lineus longissimus is the source of this 8501-nucleotide messenger RNA. Its product is annotated as large proline-rich protein BAG6-like. The record is from RefSeq and is a predicted model, not a curated record. The coding region runs from base 173 to 3961 and encodes 1262 amino acids. Lineage: Eukaryota; Metazoa; Nemertea; Pilidiophora; Heteronemertea; Lineidae. The transcript is spliced from 21 exons. Gene Ontology annotation, molecular function: misfolded protein binding; polyubiquitin modification-dependent protein binding. Gene Ontology annotation, cellular component: BAT3 complex.